GUUGUAUGUAUGUAUGUAUGUUUAUGACUUAAGCUUUAGCCUGAGCCAUAUGUUAUGUUGUCUGUCUUCUCCUCCCUUCCCCCUAGUAAAUAAAUACGGAGUAGUAAAGUAAUAUUUAUCUUUCUUCCCCCAAAUUGAAAACCCUAAUAUUAAGAACACCCCCCCACACACACAAAUAAAAAACAAAAAAAUCAAUCGUACUGAACAACUGUAUACCAUCAUAAUAAAAUAUCGAUUGAUUGAUAAGGUGGAAGGAAGGGGGCGAUGGAACUACAACAACAUCAACAUCUGAAUCAAAACCAAAACCAAAUUCAUAUUCAGAAUAAUAAUAAUAAUAAUCAGGCGGCAUUCUACAAUCUAUUCGAACGCCGGCCAUUGAUUCUCAAGUCCAAAACCCCUGCUGUUAAGUGGUUCAAACAAUGGGUACCCCAAGAUGUGGUAGCAACGGGUGGGAAAUGCUUGGUUAUGAAAUGGGUCACAGAGGCUCAAAUGAAGGCCAUCAAAGAGAAGAUGGAAACUCCCGUAGCUGUUGUAGAACCUGAACCUGAACCAACUACAGAAGUUCUUUUUCUCUGUAGCUAUGAUGGUUGUGGGAAAACAUUUAUUGAUGCCGGUGCUCUAAGGAAGCAUUCUCACAUUCAUGGAGAGAGACAAUAUGUUUGCCACUAUGAGAAUUGUGGAAAGAAAUUUUUGGAUAGCUCAAAGUUAAAGAGACAUUUUCUUAUCCAUACGGGUGAGAGAGAUUUCAUAUGCCCCCAUGAAGGUUGUGGCAAGGCAUUCUCAUUGGAUUUCAACUUGAGGUCACACAUGAAGACUCAUUCUCAAGAGAACUAUCAUAUCUGCCCAUUCCAAGAAUGUGGCAAGAGAUAUGCUCAUGAAUACAAGCUAAAGAAUCACAUUAUGUCUCAUCAUGAAAAGCAGAAUAUGAAUAACUUAGUUGAGUUACCACAAAAGUACGUCCAGGUCCAACCCGUGGAAAAACCACCUCCGAAGCCACCAAAGGUGGCAGCUUCACCUACCACUUACGCCACUGCAUCACCUCACCGCCCUUACGCCUGCCCUUAUGAAGGAUGUGGAAAGGCUUACAUCCAUGAAUACAAGCUCAACCUUCAUUUAAGAAGAGAGCACGGUCAUCCCGAAGACAAUCCCAAAAAUACCCCUCGUACCAAAAACAACGAUGCGGACAUGGAUGCUGGCAGUGACCACGACGGAUAUGCUGUGAAACGUGGUAACACCAAAUCCCAGAAACAGAGCCACCCAAAACCCAACAUAAAACUGCCUCCCGCAAAAGCUGUGAAGCGCAAGGCACCACCUUCCGCUGCAGGUGCCACCAAGAAGCAACCAUGGCCGGUGGCUGGUCAACCAGUGCAUGAGGAAGACGACAGUGAAGAGACUGAAGAAGAUCGCGAGGAUGGAUGGAGGUACGGCGAUGGUGACCGUGAUGAUAACGAUGAUGAUGAUGAUGAAGAGACCGAAGAUGAGGACUGAUCUCGAGUAAAAGUGAUUUUGGGCGAAAAUGGUUAUUAACCUUGCAAUUUCACAAGAAUUCUGGCCAAUUUACAAAGGCAAUAAUCAAAGUUGAGGACACACACAAAACAAAGGCAACUUUGAACUCAAUAUUAACUUGCUCUGUCAAGAUGAAUAUAUACAUGUCAUGGAUCAUCAAAGUGUUAGUGCUAUUGUUUCUUUUCUUGUUUUGAAUAUAUACACAUAAUUAUUUAUUUGA
Messenger RNA from Erigeron canadensis, 1726 nucleotides. Its product is annotated as zinc finger transcription factor YY1. Gene Ontology annotation, molecular function: RNA polymerase II cis-regulatory region sequence-specific DNA binding; DNA-binding transcription factor activity, RNA polymerase II-specific. Gene Ontology annotation, biological process: regulation of transcription by RNA polymerase II. Bases 265 to 1488 code for a protein of 407 amino acids. The record is from RefSeq and is a predicted model, not a curated record. NCBI's taxonomy places the organism in Eukaryota, Viridiplantae, Streptophyta, Magnoliopsida, Asterales, Asteraceae. The transcript is spliced from 7 exons. Gene Ontology annotation, cellular component: PcG protein complex; transcription regulator complex.